UGGAAAUAUGUGAAGUGACGUUCGUUGUCUGCUUGCCAUUUGUAUGCGGUAUUAGUUCUCGUCUUGUGAAACAACUGUAGCCAUACUUGGGUUUUACUUUAAUCUUGCAGUGUCAUUGUUUACGAUGACUUUUCUUUGGAUAAUUAAAUAAGGAUUUAAAACUCAUAAUAUAAUUCUGAUAUAACUUGUUUAUGUGAAAAAUAAAGCUAGGUUUUAAAUGGAUAAAAUAUUAUGAAUACGUUAUGCAAUAGGCUUUCUUUUUUAAUUUAUAAAAUGUUUUCUUAAAUCAAUCACUUUGUAAACAGCUGCUCUUUAAGAUUAAAAUAAUUCAUAAUUUAAAUAUACUUCAAACUAUUAAGGAAAAAGAUGGAUAAGAUUUCUGUGAACAGAUUUUCAUUUCGUAGAAAAGGAAGUCAUAAAAAGGAUAAGCAAAAAGAAGACAAACAUGAGGAUAAAAUUGAAGAAGAUGAACAGCCAAAAUUAAAGUACAUCAGUCAGAAAGAGGCCAGAGAAAUCGAGCAAGAAUUAUUCACAGAAUAUGCCUUUAGUGUUGAUCAACUUAUGGAGCUUUCGGGAUAUAGUUGUGCUGUUGCCAUAGCAAAUUGUUACCCAGUUGAAAAGAUGACAAAAGAUAACCAUGCUGUCCUUGUCUGUUGUGGACCUGGAAAUAAUGGCGGGCAUGGACUUGUGUGUGCCAGACAUCUGAAAAUGUUUGGGUAUAAGCCAACAAUAUUCUAUCCAAAGAGACCGAACAAGCCUCUAUUCAACCACCUGUAUAAACAAUGCGAAGGCUUGGACAUGCCUUUAUUAUCGUUCUUUCCGUCUGAAGCACAUCUAAUUACAGACUCGUACGACUUCGUCGUUGAUGCAUUAUUUGGACUAAACUUUGAUGGUCCUGUAAGAACGGACUUUGAGUCUGUAAUGGAUACUUUAAAGAAAGUCGAGUCACCAAUUUGCAGUAUAGAUGUACCGUCUGGAUGGGAUAUCGAGUCCGGCGAUGAGAAUGGACUGAAACCAGAUAUGCUUAUUUCUCUUAUCGCUCCUAAAAACUGUGCAAAGUUUUUUAAAGGCAAACAUCACUACCUUGGAGGUCGGAUUGUCCCAAAAACACUUGAACAAAAAUAUGAGUUGAAUUUACCGGUGUACCCAGGUACUAAUUGUGUUAUUGAGCUUAAAAUGGACGAUGAGGAAAGUGAGGACAAUAGUGACAACAAAAGUGAUUAUUAAGUUAGGACAUGUUUCAUUUUUCUAGAUUUAUUUUUAAAAGAUAAUUCAAUGUUUUGCUCUUAAAUGCGACAUUCAGACAAGGGCGAGAACAUGUCAAACAACAUUGCAUAUGAUGGUAUUGGUUAUAAAGUUAUAAUACUUAAAUUCAUUGGAUUUUUGUAAAGUCAAACUUCUCAGUUCAGUCAAUUAACCAUGAAAAAAAUGAAAUCAUUAUGAUCAUCAGGUGAUCAUUUUCAGUAGGAAAACUUGACGUGUUCCUUUUAUUUAUCAUUUUUUUUUUUUUUUCUAUAUUUUUUUUUUCAUUUUUCAUUUUAUUUUACGGAAAACAUAUUGUUCGCCUGUGUAUAUUGUACAUUGAAAGACAUUGAAUAUGUUUUAAUCUUUCUGGCCAUGUUUGUUUAAAACUAGUCAAUUAAAAAAAGAUAAUAAAGUUAACGUAUGUUAUAAAUUAUUUCUUAAAAAGUUAUAAAAAAUAUAUGUAACAGUUUAUGAAAAGAUAUGAUUGGCAAUAUAAAUGGACUGUCUUUUACUUUUUUGUUAUGCGUAUAUUUACAACUUUUGAGUAUUGUAGUAUAAGUGGAAGUCAAAUCACUAUUAUUGUGCGUACGUUUUGAAAAGUAUUUUUGUAACAUUUGUUUUUGUGGUUGUUCUUUGUUCACGUUUAUUUUUUGUGUCUUCGUGUAACGAACAGGUAAUAUUUUUCAUCUAUACAAGUCAUCAGAAGAGCAUCAUUAAGCACAUGUUUUCCUUUCUGUAAAAAGCUUAAGAAAAUGGAGCUUAACUGCUUCAGUCGUCUAUAUUCAAUUGUGUUUCCUUAUAACUCUCAGCUUUCAAAGUAAACUCAAUAUUUAUUUAUGUUUUGCUAUGUAAGAAAAUAUUUUUAAACUAUUAAUUCUAAAGAAAAUGCAAAUCAUACCAAACAAAAUACUGCAGUUUAUAUGUUUCAUUUGAGAAGUCAUAUAUAUAAAGUUAAAUGUCAAAUUGUCAGACAAGUAUACUAAAUCAUAUAGAAAAUUGCAACCUCACGGAACCAGACGCAUUGUUCUUGCUUUAUAAAGUUAAAU
Molecule: messenger RNA, 2291 nt
Organism: Ruditapes philippinarum (Manila clam)
Lineage: Eukaryota; Metazoa; Mollusca; Bivalvia; Venerida; Veneridae
Product: NAD(P)H-hydrate epimerase-like
Exons: 6
Coding region: 367-1227 (286 amino acids)
Cellular component (GO): mitochondrion
Molecular function (GO): NAD(P)HX epimerase activity
Source: RefSeq, a predicted model, not a curated record